Molecule: messenger RNA, 5432 nt
Organism: Schistocerca americana (American grasshopper)
Lineage: Eukaryota; Metazoa; Arthropoda; Insecta; Orthoptera; Acrididae
Product: juvenile hormone esterase-like
Exons: 10
Coding region: 1-1749 (582 amino acids)
Molecular function (GO): hydrolase activity
Source: RefSeq, a predicted model, not a curated record
AUGUCGCCGCCGGAGGAAGAGGGCCGGCACGCGGAGGCCUCGCUGACAGUCCGCGUGGAGGCGGGGGCGGUGCGCGGCCGCGUCGCGGAGGCGGAGGGGGCGGCUGGCUGCCACCGGCGCUACCGCUACCGCAGCUUCCAGGGCAUCCCGUACGCGCGGCCGCCAGUAGGCAAACUGCGGUUCAAGCCCCCGGAAGCGGUGGAGCCGUGGGAGGGCGUGCGCGACGCCAUCUGCGAGGGAGCGGAGUGCGCACAGCUCGACUUCUGGGAGCGCCACUACAAGGGCGACGAGGACUGCCUCUACCUCAACGUCUACACGCCGCUGGUGGAGCCCGCCCCCAGCCCUGGUGGCUGGCCUGUUAUGGUGUGGGUGCAUGGGGGCGGCUUCGCCCACAGCUCGGGCACGACGCGCGAAUAUGGACCAGACUACCUGCUGGCACAUCAGGUCAUCCUCGUCACCUUCAACUACCGCCUGGGACCGCUCGGCUUCCUGACCACGGGCGACGCUGCGUGUCCCGGCAAUAUGGGCCUACGCGACGUGCUGGCUGCGCUGCAAUGGGUGCGUCGUAACAUCGCCGCCUUCGGGGGCGACGCCGACAACGUGACCAUCUUCGGCGAGAGCGCCGGCUCCAUCAUCUGCCACGGGCUGCUGCUCUCACCCGCCGCCGACGGCCUGUUCCACAAGGUGAUCUGCCAGAGUGGCGUCACGUUCGCGGCGGCGCUCAACAGCCCCGUGGCGGACCGCUCGUGGCGGCUGGCGCGGCACAUGGGCCUGCCGGCGGGGGCGUCCUCCCACGAGAUGCUCGACUUCCUGCGAGGCCAGCCCGCCAGGGCGCUGGUCGAGAACCAGAUGGCCGCGCGCUCCCAGCAGGACGUGGACAUGCUGGAGCAGUUCCCGUUCGUGCCGGUGCUGGAGGCGGCUGGCAGCCCGGGGGCGCUGAUCACCAGGGAGCCGGCGGACCUGCUGCGCAGCGGCGCCUUCCGCCAGCGGCCGCUCAUCAUCGGCUUCACCUCCAGGGAGGGCCUGCUCUUCUUCAAGGACAUUCUCCAAAACAAGUCAGCGAUACCAGAUCUGGACAAAAACUUCCACAAGAUCAUCCCGUCCAACGUGCCCAUGAAGGACCCUCUCCGUGUCUUCGUGGGGAAGAAGAUAAAGAAGUUCUACUUCGGCAGCCAGCCGUUUGACGAGUCCAGCAUCGGCACGUACUGUGACGUGCGGGGCGACAUGCUGUUCUUCUACCCGUCGGUGCUGGCGGGCCGCCUCCACGCCCGCCUCCGCGACGCCGCCCCGCUCUACCUGUACCACUUCGCCGUCGACGGCCGACUCAACAUGUUCAAGAAACGCUUCGGCGCUGACGCCCACACAGGUGCGAGCCACGGGGACGACGUGCUGUACCUGUUCACGGCCGACUGCUGCCGCGACGUCCAGCUGGAGCCCGACUGCCUGGAGGCCAGAACCGUCGCCCGCAUGACGCGCAUGUGGACCAACUUCGCCAAGACGGGGAACCCGACGCCGGACGCCGGCGACCCCGUGCUGGGGGGCGUGGCGUGGCCGUCCAGCGGCGGCGGCCAGCUGCGCUACCUGGACAUCUGCGGGGGCGGGCUGCGCGUGCUGUCCGAGCUGCCCCCCUCCUACCAGCGGCGCGUCGCCUUCUGGGACGGCCUGGCCGCCAGCCCCGCAGUGCUCAAGGUCGUCGAGUUCGUCAUCUGCUGCCGCGCCGCGCUGGCGCGCCUCCUGCGCAGGAACUGACACGCCUGCCAGCUCAAAAGUGCGUCGGGAACGGCACGAGUUAACUAGGGCAAAGGUCCUCCAACGUGGUCCCAGAAAUCUCUGUUUCCAGCUUAUAAGACUCUCCCGCAUGGAAUGGACAUUGAAAGAACUCCCUGUUACACCUUUCUCGUAUAUUUUACGAAUUGAUCGCCUCUCUCUCAAACAGUUCAUCUUUUGUACGAAUACAGGCUUCAGAGUGCCGGUGGUAACGAGUGUGUUCUGCGUCACGUAACUUACACAACUCACAAAACAAGACGUGCUUCUGUCACUGGCAAGAGUACCAUAAACCGACAACUAGACUUAACUCCACAUACAAAAGUAUGAUGUUGUUCCAAUAAGUGGUCACAAAUAAUGCCAACUCAUAUUUCACUGACAAUCUCUGCUGGUGUGAUGUCUGUAUGUAAAUACGCUGCCAUAGUAUAGAUGUGAAAACUUUGCACCCCGAUGUCGCGUGACAGUUGUCUCAUUCGUGAAAAUACUGUCGUCUAAUGUGGCAAUUAUAAACUUCCGGAUCCCUUUAUCUACAUUUCCUUUUACCUGAGGAAUCCCGGUCCCUAAAUAUUAACACGUAUUCUCGAAGCACUCUCCAUAUUUCUUUUACAGUUCUACUGUCUAUUGCUAGAUUCUUUUCCUUUACAUAAUAAGGCAAACAGUGGCCAAACCUGAACCAAACGAAAGUUAGUAUUGUUUGGGAGACCUCACAUUCAUGUAGUCCAUACAUCCUAUAAACUCGACAGCAACAGCCAUAACGUUUCCAACCGGCGCACACCGCUGCGCCUAUACCAGAGCACCUGAGCAAACCUACAUCUGCAUUCAUUCCAAGUCGAAACGCAAAACAAUUUCUAUGGGCCCCAAGUCUUGGACCAUCAAAUAUGCCCGGACACUGAACCCCCCUGCCAGAUCCAACUCACGCCUUCUCGUUCUUUCCCUCAACAGGGCCCACCUCCCCUCAUUUCUUUUCUUUGCUUUCCCCUGCAUAACAAUGGACAAACUCCUUCCUUACGACACUUCCCCGACUGUCAUGUACCCUGAUAUAAACCCUCCCACUUAAACUUGUUCUCCUUGUUGAGCGGCAUUUCGGAACACUGUCAGUCCAGGAUUGACAAUCAGGAAGAAAAGAGUACGCUGGACAGUACAUUUAAAAGAUGAAAACAAUGUUCUGCAAUGGCUAAUUUCCCCUUUGGGAAAUGUUGGCACAUUUCGUUACGAGGUGACAUGUGCACUAACCGCAGCUCCUACAAAACAUUAAAAGUUCAGUGCACUACCGAGUUGCCCUAACCAAAGAAAAUAAGGGAAAGGAUGUGCGCUUAUGAGCCAGUUCAGUGCUCCGCAUCAGUAUCCCUGAUGCUACCAACUCAAAAACGAGGGUCAGACAGAAAAUGAUACCUACUUUCUUUAUUUUUAUCUUACAAGGAAAGCAAAUGCCAUAUACAUAGAAUAACAACAACAUUCACUAUUAAUUCGUUACUUUUCAAUAUAAUCACCAUAUUUGUUCACAGCUUCUUUUUCAUCUUCAAAUAAGAGCAUUUAUACUUAUGCAAUAAAGAUCAUGGUCUCGCUUCCUAAGACACUGGCGCAAAGAAUUUUUCAGAGUCUUCAAACGGUUGCCCCGAUAAGCUCCUCUGAAUGGUCUAACAAAUUGGUCAGUUGGUGCAAGUUCAGGGCUGCAUGGCUCAUAGGGCAAGACAUCUCAGCCAAAUUUUGGAAUUUCGCCAGUCGUGAUAUGACUGGUGUGUGACAUUGGAUUGCCAUGUGAAAUAAGAAUUGCCUUCACUUUUGAUGGGCGAGGUCCUCCUUUCAGCUUCGGUAGGGUUAUCACGUAUUGGUUAGAGCUUAUUAUGCAUCUUGUCUGCAAAAAAUCAACUAGAAUCACACCCUCUAAAUCCCAAAACAUUGACGCCAUAACCUUCACAGCAGAACGUAGUGUUUUCAAUUUUUUCCUUUUCGGCGAUGUCGUGUGAUAUCAUUUCAUGGACUGCCUCUUGAACUCUGGUUCAAGAAAAUGAACCCAAGUCUCGUCUCCAGUCACAGCUUUUGACAAAAUCUCCUCUGCCUCCACUCUGGAGCUCUGCAACAUAUUGGAUGCAACUGUUUUUCUUGCUUCUAUAUUCUGGACUGUCAACAAUUUCGGUACCCAGCGUGCACAAAUCUAGGAGUAACCCAGUUUUUCAAACUGGCCAUCACAUUGCCUUUCCAGGUGCAUAACUGGCGACACAAUUCAGCUGUUGUUACCCAGCGGUCAUUGCAAAUCAUUUGGUCGAUACAUUGAAAGUCGCUGCAAGUCGCUGGACGACCGCUCCGCAUUUCAUUAGCCAUCUGUGUUCGCCCUCCAGCUUUGCAACGGCGUUGAACCAAUCGUCUGACGGUGCUGACAUGUACUGUAGCAUUGUCACACGCCGUCUCCACGUUGCUCUUUCUGCAGUAAGGAAUUCAGUCACAUAAUACCGUGCUACAAGCACGUCAGAGUCGGCCAGUCUCAAAUUCAUGACUGCUACAUUACCAACAUAAUAAAGGAGAAAAAAAUUUCACUCAUUACUUUCUUGCUGGCUCUGAUACAUUUCCGCUUCAGCGCACAGCUGGCACGUUCACCUCUAGCUGAAAAAAAAAAACGCACUAUUUUAACGUUGUGCGACACUUUCAUACAUUUACCAACCGGCGUUGGGUGAUUUUUUUUUUUUUUUUCAGAAAAAGUGUUACUGGGCAGAGAGAGAUAUUAGAUAGCACAAACGUUGUGUCAUUUACAAAUGCAAAGUUGAUGCUACAUACAUAUUUCACAUAAAGAAUUUCCGGUACUUCAAAAAUUAAGCUGCUGAUCUUUCUGUUGAAAUAUGAUCAUAUAUUCAAACAUGGGUGACCGAUAAUUUAUUGCAAGGGAGGAACUGGGACUAUCAUCCAUGUUAAACUUUCAGUCUUUGUCACUUUGAUUUCUAGUACUUUCAGUAUUGUCACCUACGUACCUAGCGUACCUGUUCACGUAACAUCACUGGAUAUAACAAUGUGCAUUUGCAACAUACAAAACAUACAGUACUCAUUUUCUCUCAGGUACAAACUACAUAAUAUUUUCAACAUCGCUAACAGGCGAUAACACAAACUUUACUUUGUUUUAAUAAUUAGACUGCAUCCCCAUUAUUGAAUAACAUACUAUGUAUUUUGAUUGUAUUUACAGGAUUUCAGUAUUUUUCAGUAUUUUUGUAAGACCUACUUAAAACUUUCCCGCCGAAGAUAUGGUGCACCAUUUCUUGUUGCUACUCUCUGGCUCAUGUAGAAGAGACAUAUUUUUAGAUCUGUCUCUGUAUCUGGGACGAUAUCCAUCAGGUCAGAGUUGUCGCUACUGCUGGAGCCGAUGUUUUUGAUCGAAAGGAAUUCUGUUCGACAAUCUGGUUCAGUUAAUGGAGCAGAUUAGAUGUGAUGUGCCACAGGGUAGGAAUUUGAAUUUUUAACUUAACGAAGCAAUAAUGUGAUUGAUGCUACAUGUUUAUCGUAGCUGAAGAAGUGUAUGAUAUUUUUGUAUUUGAUUAUACCUAUAAUAGAAACCUACAGGUUAUACUUUAUUAUUGAUGUCAUAGUAUUGUAUAUGUUAAGUAUGUUGGUUUGACAGUUUAUAAAAGUUGAAGAAGAUCUUUAUGCUCAAAACUGUUAAUAAAUGAAUUUUUGUUAUUGAA